Messenger RNA from Xiphias gladius (swordfish), 2883 nucleotides. Its product is annotated as signal-transducing adaptor protein 1-like. Gene Ontology annotation, molecular function: signaling adaptor activity. The coding region runs from base 962 to 2173 and encodes 403 amino acids. The record is from RefSeq and is a predicted model, not a curated record. NCBI's taxonomy places the organism in Eukaryota, Metazoa, Chordata, Actinopteri, Istiophoriformes, Xiphiidae. The transcript has 13 exons.
CAGUGGAACUGGCAGGAAACCGACUCAAAAGCAACCCGGCAAAUAUCGAUGGAGUCGUGACAAACGAGACCAGAAGAUACAGGCGGUAAUUUUUACAGAGCCGGCAGAGGGGGCCACCAUCCCUGCCUCUUGCCAUAAAUCCCUUAAGAUCCUUUAGGCCUCUCACUUAUUCAGAAUCAGUGUGCACAAUGAUUUUGCAAGUUAAAUAUCUGGAAAUCAGCGGCUGUGUUACAUCUCGAUCCUCGUGUCCCACAUGAUCCUUCAAUAUCCGGCUGCGCUUCAUCCGUCAACACAACACCGCUGCCGGUGAGACUCCAGCUGUGUGGAAAGCAGCUGAGGUUUUCCCGCUGUUAAAAAAAAGCGGGCGACGUGGACCACUCAUCACCGAAUAUCAAAACUCUCGCCCCCUUCGCCAAGUUCGCGGCAGCUAGAGUUCAGACCGCAGCGCACAGUGCGUUAACAAGCCCCGGCCUCUGCAUGGCGAGGAAAACCAGGAAACCAUUUUGAAGAUUUGGUGGAAAACGCACUUGACGGGCAGUUAACUCGUGGAGUUUUCCAGCUCAGCCAGUCUCAGUAAAACAGUAGCCUCUCUGGUCACUUCUUGUACAUUUUAAAACUUCUAAACGCAUAAUGUUACAUACUGGUUAUGGGUUUCUGUGAAGCCUACGCAGACAGGUGAUUUUUUUUUCCCGUCCUUCCUGGAGACGUCGACUGACGUCAGAAGCAGUCUCACCUGUGGCCAUUUCAAAAACACCCGCCCACUCCAGACGUUGCCCAAUCAGCAUCGGGGACACUGCCGCCUUUCAACGCAGUGACAGACAGGUCGCGUCUUCACUCACGAGGGAGCGUCAGCGCGAGCAUGGGGAGCCCACCGAGGCACUGAUGGGGAAAUCUGGCACGUAGUCGUAGUAAAAAGCUGUGUAUAAGUUCUGUUUAGUCGUAAGCAUCCACUGGCCUCGGGAUGGCAAAGCGAGCGGGGCGACAGAGGAGCCAGCUGCCAGCCUGCUACUAUGAGGGAUACCUGGAGAAGAGGUCGUUCAAAGAUAAGACAUCCCGGAAACUGUGGACCUGCCUGUGUGGAAACUCACUUUUCUUCUUCAAUGAGAAGAGGGACGCUGAUUACAUAGAGAAACUGGAUCUCACUGGAUUGAUCUCAGUGACAGAUGACAGCAGCCCGGAUCGUAACUUAGAUGCAGCCAGAUUCAACCUCAAGAUGAAAGAUGCAAACAUCAAAUUCACUGCCCUUAAUGCAGAGGCCCGUGAGCUGUGGAAGGGCUUUAUCCGGUCUGUGUCUGAGUUGUCAGUACCCUCCUCCCUCAACCUGCUACCAGGUCAGAUCCACAUGCUGAAAGCGGCAGUAGAAAAGGAGAAGGAAAGAAUAAAAAAAGGGCCUCCGCCUGCUGUCACCUCCAGUCCCUACAUCAGCCUCCAAGCAGACAUGCCAGCUUGUUACCACGCCGUGUCCCGUCUGGAGGCAGAGCUGCUGCUGGAGAAAGAGGCCAAGAGAGGAAACCUGCUCCUGAGGCCCGGAAGCGACAGAAACUCCUUCGCUGUCACCACCAGACAGGACCAUGAUGGCUCUGUAUUCAGACACUACCGUGUGACUCGUAAACAUGGACGGGGCUUCGCCAUUGAUGUGGACAAUCCUGUGCCCUGUGAAACACUGUGGGAUGUAAUCAACUAUUUAGUAGAAAAAACUGACGGAGUUCUGAUUCCUCUCAUCGUUGAAGACGCGUACGAAAAAAGCAUCUCUUUUAUUCUGUCUGAUAAUGAAAAUGGAGAAAGAAGUGUUCAGCAAGCCCCAUCAAACCUUGCCCCACCAAGUGUGCCUCCCAAACCCGUUGCUCCAAGAAUACCGACUCCUGAACCAGCACCAGCGCCAGUUACAGAAGAGAACAUGUGUCUAUAUGAGAUGUUGGAUAAAGACAAACAGACAGAGGAUUCCUCAGCUGUUGCGCUGCCACAACCAGAGAAGAAAGGUCCGAAGACAGCAGUUUUGCCUCCAACUCCUGCUCCUCGCAAAUCAACCCUUACAUCACCCGCCUCCUCUGCCUCCUCCACAAACAGAGAUCUCAGAAUGAGAACCCACACAGACCCUCUGGGACAGAUUCCUCUCGCAGCAAUAUCAGAGCUGAAACUAAAGUUGGAACAAAAGGCAAAGUGUCAAGAGUGACCUCUCUUGGUGGGAGUCUCUUAAAGCCAUCACCAUCUGUGACACCCUUCCUCAGCAGCUGACUCACACCAGUACAGAGCUACCUCCCAGUCUGUCCCUGCAAGACGAACCAACACGCGGGAACAGAGACGAGCUGUUUGUGCAGGAACAACCUCUUGCUCCUCCGCAUCGUGGCUCUGCUCCUACUCUUCACUGGCUGUCGGCCGUAAAACCUCUCUGAAGAUUAACGCUUUAUUGAUUCACUCUUCUCAGACGCUCAUUAGCAAAUAACUCAACCGUAAAGAGGGAUGUACUUGUCACAUUAUCUUCACCACGUUAAUCUUGUACAUUCUGGACAGUUACCAUUGGCAAUGGUGUACAUUUUCCUAAUCAGAUUUUCGAGAUCAGCGGUGUUUUUGUCCAAAUUUUUUAAGUGUCAACAGCUCCUAUAUAAUUUUUAUAUAUAUUUUUUAACCUUCUGCCUCGUAAGCAUGUGAUGUUCAUAUAUUAAUUAUGAUAUAUAGCACAAAAUGUACUACUGCCUCUCUAUAUGAGCCACGCCUGAGAGAAGACAUUCACACAAAUUGGCUGCUGUUUACAUUAAGUCCUGUAUGUGAAUAUAUAUAUAUAUACUUUUUCAGUGAAGUGAGACUCCUUUAAGAUCUCCGAUUGCUUCUGUCACAUCAAAUCAGACACGUGAACUAGCGACUUUAAGUAUGUGCUAUGCAGAA